This is a messenger RNA of Polyodon spathula (Mississippi paddlefish), 819 nucleotides long. Its product is annotated as sortilin-related receptor-like. Gene Ontology annotation, molecular function: protein binding. The record is from RefSeq and is a predicted model, not a curated record. The coding region runs from base 12 to 578 and encodes 188 amino acids. Lineage: Eukaryota; Metazoa; Chordata; Actinopteri; Acipenseriformes; Polyodontidae. The transcript is spliced from 3 exons.
AGUUGUGCCUUAUGACAGUAACACAAAUCUUGUUGCCUGUUAAUAUUCCACCACGAAAACCCUGGCAAUUCCUGUGUGUUUUUAAUGUGACGACUGCAUUCCAGGGCUAUGAGAUCCACAUGCACGACAGCGUGACCAACACCACCGUCUGCCUGGGGAACACAACUGAAUACUACUUCAAAAUCGACAACCUGAAGCUGGGCCACAACUACACCUUCUCUGUGCAAGCCAGGUGCCUGUACAACGAAAUGCUGUGUGGAGCGCCAGCCCUGCUGCUGUAUGACGAGCUAGGAACAGGCGCGCUGCCCUCCUCCUCCAAGGCUGCGAGGUCCAGCGACGUGGCUGCCAUCGUGGUGCCCGUGUUGUUCCUGCUGCUGGUGGCGGUGGGGGUGGGCUUCAUCGUCCUGUUCGUUCGACACCGCCGGCUGCAGCACAGCUUCACAGCUUUCGCCAACAGCCACUACAACUCCAGACUGGGCUCGGCCAUCUUCUCUUCAGGGGACGAGCUGGGUGAUGACGAUGAAGACUCCCCAAUGAUCAGUGGAUUCUCAGACGAUGUUCCCAUGGUGAUCGCGUGAAGACGACGCCUCGCUCUCGUUCGUGUUCUUUUGUUUUCUUUUUUCGUGACCAUGUGCCAAUGGUGAUAUAGCGUAUUGAAGCGUAGCGCUGUGUACCAAACCUCUAGAAAACAAUCUGGGACCUUCGAACGAUCUAGAAGGUAGUUCUGGGGUUCGUGGUGGUAAUUAAAUAAAAAAAAAAAAAAAAAAGAAAGAAAUAUUUUUAAAAUACGAUGCACUUUUUCCGAUGCGCAAUAACUUA